GAAGCAACUGGGAUCAAGCCUGCGGGAGACUACGCCUGAGAAAAGUAUGGACCGGAGACGUUGCGAUCCGGAAUUGAUGAUUUGCCUUGGUUAUCUUGCGGUCCUGUCUGUAGUUACAACUCAACCCUGUGUACAUGAAGACACCCUAAUGAGAAACCAGGACUGCAUUGGCAAUGACAAUUGUGGAAAGGAUAAACCACACAUUAUCAGAGAGUGUGGUAACAACACCGAGUGUUACAGUGCACGGUUCAGGGCACAUACCAGAAUUUACUGCCGCUGUAAGAAAGGGUUUACGUCAAUCACUGGUGAAAGCACCUUUAAUACGAGGACAGACUGUGUUGAUAUUAAUGAGUGUGAAGCUGGUGAAUUGUGUGGGCCAAACGCAAGCUGUCACAAUACAGUGGGAAAUUAUUACUGUGUCUGUAAUCAGGGAUUUCAAUCUUCCGGAGAAAUACAUUUUCCUGCUUCAAGUACAACAUUUUGUCGAGAUAUUAACGAGUGUGAUGAUAAUGACAAUAAUGGGUUAUGUGGACCAAACCAAAGUUGCCAUAACACAGAAGGAAGCUACAUUUGUUCCUGUAACCAAGGACUUGAGUCUUCAGGGCAGAUUGAUUCCUUUGAUCUAACUAAAAAACUGUGUCAAGAAAUAUCAUCUGGUGUACACACAAGAAUCAGAGAGCGGGAGGCACCUGAUAAUGGAAACAUGGUGCCUGAUAACAGAAACACACCUGUACUUGUUAAUGGGAACACACCUGCACCUGUUAAUGGAAACACACCUGAGCCUCUUCAUGCAAACACGCCUGCACCUGUUAAUGGGAACACACCUGCACCUGUUAAUGGAAACACACCUGAGCCUCUUCAUGCAAACACACCUGCACCUGUUAAUGGUAAUACACCUGAGCCUGUUAAUGGAAACACACCUGAGCCUCUUCAUGGAAACACACCUGCACCUGUUAAUGGAAACACACCUGAGCCUCUUCAUGCAAACACACCUGCACCUGUUAAUGGUAAUACACCUGAGCCUGUUAAUGGAAACACACCUGAGCCUCUUCAUGGAAACACACCUGCACUUGUUAAUGGAAACACACCUGAGCCUCUUCAUGGAAAAGCACCUGUUAAUGGGAACACACCUGAGCCUGUUAAUGGAAACACACCUGAGCCUGUUAAUGGAAACACACCUGAGCCUGUUAAUGGAAACACACCUGAGCCUGUUAAUGGAAACACACCUGAGCCUCUUCAUGGAAACACACCUGCACCUGUUACUGGGAACACACCUGCACCUGUUAAUGGAAACACACCUGAGCCUGUUAAUGGAAAAAUGCUUGUACCUGUUAAUGGAAACACACCUGAGCCUCUUCAUGGAAAUACAUCUACACCUGUUAAUGGAAACACACCUGCACCUGUUAAUAGAAUCACUCCUGCGCCAUUUAAUGGAAACACAGCUGAGCCUCUUCAUGGAAAUCCACUUGAGCCUUUAAAAAGAUACACACCUGUAUCUGUUAAUGGAAACACACCUGCACCUGUCCAUGCCCCAUCUCCUACACCUCCCACUGAAGCCUGUGCCUACAACGUUUCCACCGCUGGAACCACUGGAAUUGAUCCCAGCCUGUUGGCAGCACCAGAGCAGCCGGAUUCUCCUGUGGAAUUAUUUUGUUCUAUCAUGACCAACGCCAGUUGGCUGCUAGGUGAACUGUGCCAAAAACCUGCCGAAGGAUUACCAAUUGAGAAUGUCAUUUCACUUACAACAAAGUUGUUCAUGGAAGAGUCUCCGCUGAAGGAAAUGCAACAGGAGGAACGGCUAAAUUUAGCCUCUCAAAUCCUGCAGGGUGUGGAGAGAGCUGCCAUCAUGGCCGCCUUGAACUCUGAGGGUCAAAGACUGAAAAACAUCACCAACAAGGCAAUAGACCUUCACUUACAAGUCAUUGAUGUGAACAGCUCCCCCACCAAUGAUAAAAUGAGACUGGAAACAAAGGGCAAUGCAAUGGAAAUUUCCUGGAGAACGGUCACAGGCUCCAAAAUGACAGGCUCUGUUGCUGUUGCUUUCAUUGUGUAUGACAACAUGGAUUCUGUCCUGCACGGAGCACACUACGAAAACAAGGAAACCAGUGAGAAAUAUGAAGAUGUUCAGCUGCAUUCUAGAGUCAUUUCAGCUGCUUUUGGAUCCUCAGGGAACUACAACCUUCCCAUAGCUGUGAGCUUCCUUCUAAAGCAUAAAAAGGAUCCUACAGUUGGUGGGAAACGGCUGUGUGUCUACUGGAGUCACACAACGAAUGGGAGUCACUGGUCUCCAAGGGGCUGUGAGCUGGUGGGUUCCAAUGACACCCACACCACAUGUCAAUGUGAUCACUUGUCUAGCUUUGCAAUUUUGAUGGCCUUUAGUGAGGAGCUACAGGAUUAUUCCCAUGACACGCUCUCUGUAAUUAUGUUCAUUGGAAUCCCCAUAUCUCUGGUGUGUCUCGCGGUUGCUAUCGGCACCUUUAUCUUCUGCUCGCAGGCUCGAAACGCCAUCACGGCCACCCACAUGCAUCUCUGCAUCAGUCUCUUCCUGGCAGAGCUGCUCUUCAUAACUGGCAUCGACAGUACCAGAUACCAGACCGUAUGCGGAAUCAUAGCGGGAUGUUUACAUUAUUUGUUUUUGACCGCAUUUGCUUGGAUGAGCUUGGUGUCAACGCAACUUUACCUCAUGGUCAGGAACCUGAAGAACAUGAGGGUAUCCCAUUCCAGUAACAUUGAAAAGUAUAUCUAUCCACUUGGGUAUGGGCCUCCCGCAUUAAUAGUGGUAAUUUCUGCAGCAGUCUAUCCCAAUGGAUACGGAUCACGAAGAAACUGCUGGCUACAAGUAGAGAAUGAGUUUAUAUGGAGCUUCUUGGGACCAGUCUAUUUGAUCAUUUUGAUCAACACAUUUAUGUUCACCAUGACUCUCUGCACGUUGAAUGAGGAACUUUCCAAUCGUGACAUGAAAGUGUCAAAAAUUAAGGACACAAGGAUGCUGACAUUUAAAGCCAUUGGACAGGUGUUUAUACUGGGCUGUACCUGGAUUCUUGGCUUGUUUCAUUUUCAGGAGGAAACAGUGGUGAUGGCCUACUUAUUUACUAUUGUCAACAGUUUCCAGGGCACCUUCAUCUUCAUCAUCCUCUGUGUGUUAAAUCCCAAGAUAAGGGCUGAAUACCACAAAUGGAUUAACCCUAUCUGCAAGACCAGAAGGAGUUUAUUUGAAUCUGAAUCCACAAAAGUGCCAUUAUCAGUGACAUCGGAAACAGUGUGACUGGAUGUGUUCUUCAAUUCUGCAAAGAGCUGACCGACCAUUUCUGGCCCAUAACCUGAUGUGGACCAAACCCUAUGUGAAGACUGUGUGGCCAUAUUACCUUCUAAAAUGCCUCAAAUUGCCAAUAGUGGUUCCAUUGGCAUAGCAGCCUCCAAGUAUUACCCUUCUGCAACCAGUGGGCACUGCAAGGAGUGAAGCAUCUUAUAUAAUAAUACAAUACACCAGUAAUAAUGUUACAAUUUAGUUUUGUAAGCUGCCUUUUGUUGAAAGUAUAUUUUAUGGUUAAUUUACUUUAUUAGUUCUGUGCCAUUAAAGAUUAAUGGGAUCAUG
Molecule: messenger RNA, 3595 nt
Organism: Carcharodon carcharias (great white shark)
Lineage: Eukaryota; Metazoa; Chordata; Chondrichthyes; Lamniformes; Lamnidae
Product: adhesion G protein-coupled receptor E1-like
Exons: 19
Coding region: 47-3265 (1072 amino acids)
Biological process (GO): cell surface receptor signaling pathway; adenylate cyclase-activating G protein-coupled receptor signaling pathway
Cellular component (GO): membrane
Molecular function (GO): calcium ion binding; G protein-coupled receptor activity
Source: RefSeq, a predicted model, not a curated record